UAAAAACUAUUUUAUUUUAGAUUAUAAUGAUGUGAUGAACCAGAAGAGAGGUUGUCCCGCCAUGAGCUCCGAUGAUAUUGAUCUAGAGACUAGACAAGUUUAUUUUAUACAGACAGAAGGUCCUGAUGGGUUACAGAGCACAGAGGUUGUCAUAACGGACCUAGGCGAGCUGGGGGAGAAUGCUAUCGUUGUAUUCGAGGAGGCAGUCGGAGUAGGAGCAGAGGAAACCGUGAUAGGAGGAGUUGACGACCUAGAUUCAGUUUAUUUAGAAUCAGACUCCGAUGUAUUACAGGUUUUUCAAGAUGUUGAGAAUAUUAAGCUGGAGGCUGGAGAUCUUGGAGAUGUUAAGAUGGAUCCCGACCUCGGGGUUCACUACGAGACCGUAGAGGACGUGAAUCUAGGAGAUACAACCAGGGUUUACCUCAGUGUUGGUUUAGAUGAGGAGUCGGAGCACUCCGAGGUUCUCUCUCUAACCAGUAGUACAGACGAGCUUUUGACGGAACAGCCUUUGAAUUUAGUGAAGAAAGAUAGGAAAAGAAAAAGUUCUUCUUUGGACGGAAAAUCUGAUAGUUAUCUUUGUAAACUGUGCAACACAUACAUUAGUAAACCUUUGGAAGAGGCUCAUAACAGGGAUGUUCAUGCGAACAUUGAUCGACUGUCCUGUUCUGACUGUGGAAAACUGUUUACAUCAAAACGAUCUCUAUUUGGGCAUAAAAAGGAGAAACAUAGCGGGACCCUGGAGAUAUUUAGCUGUCCUGACUGUGGGAAGAACUUCUCUAGAAAAUCAAAUUUAAAAGCACAUCGAGAUUCUUUACAUUUUGGGAAGAAGUUUCCCUGUUCAUUCUGUGAACGCAUAUUUACAAACCGGAGCAGUAUGAAUCAACACAUUAAGAAGACUCAUAUAGAUACCUUCCAUAUAGCAGUGUAGUUGUUCACAGAUGUAUGAUGUUGAUACACCCACAGUGUACAAUGUGUACUGUAUAUCUAUUAGCCACAUACAGACAUUCUCCUAGGUGUACGGUGUACAAUGUCAAGCGCUGUAAAUAUUCCACAGCUUAGUGUUUCCAUUGUACUUUACUGUACUGUACUGUACAGUACAGAAUUGCGUUUAUGCUUCACACAGUUAAUGAUAGUUAAUGAGAUCCUCCAAGGCUAAUUAAGAUUGACUAUCCUGAUAUCUAAGUAUUUUUUUUUUUAAUUUUACGCAGGAUUUAUUAUGUUUUGUUUUCGUGCUUUCAUUAAUACGCAUUAUUCUUCAGUUUUAUAAUUUAGAGAACAUGGAUAAUACAACAAAUGUGAGAAAAGUCUCAGUUCUGGAGCUUUUGUACGCGAUAACAUUAAACCGAAUCAUAUCUCCGCUCGACCCUGAUUGAGUUAGCAUAGAUUCUACGCUUAAAGGUUAUCCUGUACAUGGGUACACACACGUAUCACUUUUUUGUCUUAUUUGUUUCUGUUGAGACCUUUUCUUGUUUAGUAGGUGGUGGUACAAGCCUCGGAGAACGGGUAGAUUUGAACUAUUUUAUUAAAAUUCAAACAUGAAAUAUAGUAAAAAUCUGUGGACUUAUCCGGUUUCCUACAACUUAAAAUGGCUUUUUGUCUUUAUUUUUUAAUGCCAUUUGUCCUGAUUUGGUAUGACGAACCACUGAGUUUAAUGAACUAAAUUUGUAUAUUACAAUAGUUAAUCUAGUCUUCAGCGAUGUUAUUAAGUAAAAAAAAAACUGUUAAAAUCGAUGUGAAUACAUUAUCAUUGUGUUUUGGUAUUGAAUAAAAUGUAAAAACUUAA
Molecule: messenger RNA, 1783 nt
Organism: Eurytemora carolleeae
Lineage: Eukaryota; Metazoa; Arthropoda; Copepoda; Calanoida; Temoridae
Product: zinc finger protein 550
Exons: 7
Coding region: 35-928 (297 amino acids)
Source: RefSeq, a predicted model, not a curated record